AGCCGGGCGACGGGUGCCACGGGCCAGGGCGCGCCAGAUGAUAAAUUUGGACAUGCUACUAUGAAGAAAUGCCACAUGGUCCUGGAGCAGGAAUGUCCAGGUUACUGCCACCUUAGGAAACUUGGGUUUACUAACAGCACUUGCCAGGGAAUCUGAUGUGGUUUGACCCAGAAGCAAGAAACACAUCAUUACCAAUGACAUCAUGACAGCAAGAGAGCACAGCCCUCGCCAUGGUGCCAGGGCCCGUGCAAUGCAGCGGGCAUCUACUAUUGAUGUGGCAGCUGACAUGCUGGGCCUCUCUCUGGCAGGAAAUAUACAAGAUCCAGAUGAACCCAUUUUAGAAUUCAGCUUAGCUUGCAGUGAGUUGAAUACUCCAUCGCUAGAUCGAAAACCAAAUAGUUUUGUAGCAGUGAGUGUUACUACCCCUCCUCAGGCAUUCUGGACAAAGCAUGCACAAACAGAGAUCAUUGAGGGAACCAACAAUCCUAUAUUUCUAAGCAGUAUUGCCUUCUUUCAAGACUCACUUAUCAAUCAGAUGACACAAAUCAAACUAUCUGUGUAUGACGUCAAAGAUAGAUCUCAGGGAACAAUGUAUUUACUGGGCUCUGGAACAUUCAUUGUCAAAGAUCUGCUCCAGGACAGGCAUCACAGGUUACAUUUAACACUAAGGUCUGCAGAGAGUGAUCGUGUGGGUAACAUCACAGUGAUUGGCUGGCAGAUGGAGGAGAAGUCAGACCAGCAACCCCCUGUGACCCGGUCUGUAGACACAGUCAAUGGAAGGAUGGUUCUGCCUGUUGAUGAGAGCCUGACUGAGGCAUUGGGAAUCCGAUCCAAAUAUGCUUCAUUGCGAAAAGACACUUUACUGAAAUCGGUGUUUGGAGGCGCCAUCUGCCGCAUGUACCGAUUCCCAACCACUGAUGGCAACCACCUGAGGAUCCUGGAGCAGAUGGCAGAGAGUGUGCUCUCCCUGCAUGUGCCCCGGCAGUUUGUGAAGCUCCUACUAGAAGAAGACGCAGCCAGAGUAUGUGAGCUGGAGGAGUUAGGGGAGCUGUCUCCUUGCUGGGAAAGCCUUCGGCGCCAAAUCGUCACCCAGUAUCAGACAGUUAUCCUCACGUACCAGGAGAACCUGACUGACCUUCAUCAGUACAAAGGUCCUUCUUUUAAAGCAAGUAGUUUGAAAGCAGAUAAAAAGUUAGAAUUUGUUCCCACAAACCUUCACAUACAAAGGAUGAGAGUUCAAGAUGACGGAGGAUCAGAUCAGAAUUAUGAUGUUGUCACUAUCGGAGCACCAGCAGCACACUGCCAAGGUUUUAAGUCAGGAGGUCUUCGCAAAAAACUACACAAAUUUGAAGAAACCAAGAAACAUACAUCAUCUAGCUGCCAGUCUAUCAUCUACAUACCACAAGACAUCAUCAGAGCCAAAGAGAUUAUCGCCCAGAUCAACACCCUGAAAACCCAAGUUAGUUACUACGCAGAGCGGCUCUCAAGGGCAGCCAAGGACAGGUCUGCCACUGGCCUUGAAAGGACACUUGCCAUCUUGGCAGACAAGACCCGGCAGCUGGUCACAGUUUGUGAUUGCAAGCUGCUGGCCAGCUCCAUCCAUGGACUGAAUGCUGCACGACCUGACUAUAUCGCCUCUAAGGCCUCCCCGACCUCAACAGAGGAGGAACAGGUGAUGCUUCGGAAUGACCAGGACACGCUCAUGGCCAGGUGGACUGGGAGGAACAGCCGAUCUUCCCUGCAAGUGGACUGGCACGAGGAGGAGUGGGAGAAAGUGUGGUUGAACGUGGACAAGAGCCUGGAAUGCAUCAUCCAGCGAGUGGACAAGCUACUGCAGAAGGAGCGCCUGCAUGGCGAGGGCUGUGAGGAUGUCUUUCCUUGUGCAGGCAGCUGCACCAGCAAGAAAGGUAACCGGAACAGCCACGCCUACUGGAUCAGACCGGAGGACCCCUUCUGCAACACCCCCUCCUCACCAUGCCCCUCUUCCAUGUCCAUUGCUGCAUGCCAUCCUCACCCAAGCACACAUACCAGUCCCCCUCCUGAAGAGUCCAGCCCAGGUGAAUGGAGUGAAGCCCUAUACCCCCUGCUGACUACCCUCACAGACUGCGUGUCCAUGAUGAGUGACAAGGCCAAGAAGGCCAUGGUCUUCCUGCUCAUGCAGGACAGUGCCCCCACCAUAGCUUCUUACCUGAGCCUGCAGUACCGCCGCGACGUAGUCUUCUGCCAAACCCUGACUGCUCUCAUCUGUGGCUUCAUCAUCAAGCUAAGGAACUGCCUGCAUGAUGAUGGCUUCCUGCGGCAGCUCUACACCAUUGGACUACUGGCCCAGUUUGAAAGCCUCCUAAGCACCUAUGGAGAGGAGCUGGCGAUGCUGGAGGACAUGAGCCUCGGAAUCAUGGACUUGAGGAAUGUGACCUUUAAAGUCACACAGGCCACUUCCAAUGCAUCAACUGACAUGCUGCCUGUCAUCACAGGAAACCGUGAUGGGUUUAAUGUGCGGAUCCCUUUGCCAGGCCCACUCUUUGAUACCUUGCCCCGGGAAAUCCAGAGUGGCAUGUUGCUUCGAGUGCAGCCAGUCCUCUUUAAUGUAGGCAUCAAUGAGCAACAGACACUGGCUGAGAGGUUUGGUGAUACGUCUUUACAAGAAGUCAUCAAUGUGGAGAGUUUGGUGCGACUAAAUUCCUACUUUGAACAGUUUAAGGAAGUGUUGCCGGAGGAUUGUCUACCUCGAUCUCGGAGUCAGACCUGCCUGCCUGAACUACUGCGCUUUCUAGGCCAGAACGUCCAUGCCCGAAAGAAUAAGAAUGUGGAUAUUCUGUGGCAGGCUGCUGAGGUCUGCCGCCGCCUUAAUGGGGUCCGGUUCACCAGCUGCAAGAGCGCUAAGGACCGCACAGCCAUGUCUGUGACACUGGAACAGUGCCUGAUCCUGCAGCAUGAACACGGCAUGGCCCCACAGGUCUUCACACAGGCCCUUGAGUGCAUGCGCAGUGAGGGUUGUCGAAGAGAAAAUACAAUGAAGAAUGUUGGAAGUCGCAAAUAUGCAUUUAAUUCCCUGCAGCUGAAGGCUUUCCCCAAGCAUUACAGGCCUCCCGAAGGGACUUAUGGAAAAGUUGAAACAUGAACACACGGUUUCCUCUAAUUAGCUGUUACAUAAUAAUUGUGGGUACCCUCUAGUGCACAUACGAAUUCUUCAAGAAGACCUGAAGGAUUGCUUUCAUUUUUGUGAUUUUAAAAAAAUAUUUCACCAAAUAAUCUAUGGAGCAUGUUUUUAUUUUUCCUGUUGGAAGGUAAUAAGAGGUAAUGUUUGGCUCAAUAACUUGGAAAACAUCGACUGUCCAUAUAAUUAGCAGUCAGCUGUAAUUAUAUGGCUCGCAUCAAUAGUUACUGAUAAGAAUCCAGCUAGGUUUGUCUGAAAUGCCAGAAGACUUUUUCAAAUGCCUCUACAGGCACUACUCACCUAACUUAUUUUUCUACAGAGUACUCAAAAGUGAGCACUGACUCAAAAUCUCCUUUUUAAAAAUCUGAAUGUAAAACAGUAAUACAUUAGUUAGAUUCCAGGCAGACCCACAAAUAUUAAGUCAAGCUGGAGCUGUCUUGUGCAGUGAGACAACUGGUUCUAAUGAAUCACCCAACACCUGCUGCCUGUGAAACUCAAGGUUGAAGGAAAAGCUGGGCUUCACCAUGAGCUAAGAUUUUAUGAGAUGUCACUGGCAAAGGGGCUCACACACCUGGGGCCACUCAUUUUGUCCCUCAUGAGCUGCAGAACAAGGUGUCAGCUUAGACAAAGCCAGAUAUGAUCUAGCUAGCUCACAACUGGCUAUGCCCACAGGGCAUCCUUCCCUUUUCUGGAUGUUGAAUUACAGCAGGGACCUGAAAUGUGGCAUGUCUAACUUCUGAGAGAAAAGACUCAGAUGGAGAAAUAAUUUAUAUUAGAAGUAGUGGAAACAGUAUUUCAAAACAAAUGUUCUUUUGCAAGAUUUACGUUAGAUCUUCUAAAAGACAAUACAAUCAUGUUUGAAUGCCUGAUGCAAGUGUCUUAUUUUUAAGUUUGCAAUAAUUGUUACUUUUCUCAGCUGUUGUAUGACUAUUGAGAAAUGGUGGAAAUUAUCUUCUCAAAUGAGAUUUUGAAAGGGAUUAUGGGCCAGGAAACU
Molecule: messenger RNA, 4151 nt
Organism: Dipodomys spectabilis (banner-tailed kangaroo rat)
Lineage: Eukaryota; Metazoa; Chordata; Mammalia; Rodentia; Heteromyidae
Gene: Inpp4a
Product: inositol polyphosphate-4-phosphatase type I A
Exons: 25
Coding region: 203-3121 (972 amino acids)
Cellular component (GO): cytoplasm
Molecular function (GO): phosphatidylinositol-3,4-bisphosphate 4-phosphatase activity
Source: RefSeq, a predicted model, not a curated record